AGGGCGCUGUUGGGUCCCUUCCCGGGCCCCGGGCACCGCCCCUGGGGCGGAUGACGCGAACGGCGGCUCGGGUGGGUCAGUCGGCCCAGCCUGGGAGGCGGUGGGUAGUGAUCCAGAGACGGCCGGCGUCAGGGCCGACCUAGCGGUCUGGACCCUCGCACGUGGGUGGAGAUAGGCCGGGGUCCGCCCCUAGGAGCUUCCAGUCGGGAGGUCGGGGUGAGGUCCCCAGGCUCCGCGGUGUCAGGCGGAGGCGAACUGGAGGAGCCCGGGCUCUGCCCUCCAGAACACCCAACUGGAGGCCGCUGGACCCGACCAGGCUGAGCGGUGUGGGAAGGGGAGUCCGGCAGGUUCCGCUGUGAAGAUCGGAUGUUUUCUUCAAUGGAUGAUCAGCUGCUCUUCCUUCUCAGAGAAAAAAAGACCAACAGGGAGGUGUACUCCAUCACUGAGCCCAAGCACAUUGGCUCCCACUCUCCACCCAUGGUUACCGCGUGCCCCACCUGUCCUGCCCACCUCCCACGGCUGAUUGCCAGUGCCCACCACAUCAAUCCCAUCUUUCUGUGGAAUAGUUGCUCCACCCAGCCUGCCUCUGCAUUCUCUCUGGAGAGCGCAGUUCCCAGGACCUUCCAUCUCUGAACCCAAAACUAUGUUCCAGUCUGCCCUCUUCACAGCCUCAGGCCCACAAGGCUGGAGGCUGAUAGGACAGACAAUUCUGCUGGGUUCUGCAUAUCCAAAGCAUAACCUCUUCCUACUGUCCAGCACCCUGCGCCAGCAAACCAAAGGGCCUCUUCAUCCACUCCCAGUCCUGUCCAGUCUCCUGACCUGUUCAUCCUGCCAUCACAGCAUUCCCUCCUGCCCGCCUCCCAGCACUUCUUCCUCAGACCCAUGUUCACCUGUCUUCUUGGCCACCACUCUGCUUUUCUUACAUAAAUUAGACCACUGCCAAAUCUAACUGGUAAAAAAAUACAGGUGAAUAAAGGCCCAAGCUUGCCUGUGUUCCCCAGGAGGUAAGCCCAGCUCUCCAGCAUGGCCAGCAUUCAACACUUCUGGACUAUUCAUCCAGCAAAUGUUUGUUGAGCACCCAUGGUGUGCUCAGCAGGAGGCACAGAGUGGUCCACCAGGUUUUGGAUGAGCCCAACAGAGUGGGUGAGAGUAGGGACAGGAUGAGACAGAGAAUAAACACAAAGGGCAUAGAGAUGCUCAGGCAGUGAAACACUCAUGAGGGUGAUGAGAUAAUGGCCUCCUCUCAGACUGGCAGAGUGGAAGGUGAUGACAGCAGGUGCUCAAGGAUCCACAGUGGACUGCUGCAAACUUUGUGGAGAACAACACACUUGGCACAAGUGAAUUUGAGGUGGCAGGGUUUUUCUCAUGGAAGGACUGGAAAUCACCUAAUUUCACAUCAAUAAGGACUCACAUAAUUCCUGGAUAUUAGAGUAGAACCAAUUGUAGGAAAGACAUACAUAUAUCUCAUGUCAUAUUGCAUAUGUACACAACAGUGUCACAGAGAGGGUCAGGAAUGGGGCCCUGCCUAGGGCUGGGGGAGAGACUCUGGGUGGGCAGCACUCCAGUAAGAUGCAUCUUGACUUAAAUCUAAAUUUCUUACAAAAACCACUCAAUACGUUGGUGAAGAGGGCUGUAGGGUAGGCUUCAAGGGAGUCUCUAGAAGGGUAGGAAUGGCCUGGUCAGGAGUGAUCAGUCUCCUCUGAGGACCCUGGCCUGCCCAGCACUCCUGCUGUCACUUGGAGAGAUGGAGGUGGUUGACGGGAUGGAUGCCCUGGCCCGAUGAUUGUACGCCACACCCCAGCACCCACCCUUCAGCCUGUGAGGUCUGGCCCCACCAGGCUCUGGGGCUGCAUUCCACACCAGAAGGUGCCAGGAGUGAGGUCUGUAGCCUCCAGGUUCGCGACCAGUCGACCAGUCGCCGAGCACUACUCAGCAGGGACGGGCCCAUGAGUGACCCUUGUCACGCUGCCCCUUUCUGCACCCAUUCAUUGCUCACCAGACCGGUAGGCAAAGGCAGCAGGUGGGCUCCACUACGCAGUCCACCGGGCCCAGGACCAGGUCGAGGAGGAAGCCAGGGAGGGCGCCCCGCCCAUGGGCGCGUCGGACUCCGCCUCCUGCUCCAAAGCCUAUUUAGCGCUGGAGGUGCCGUGGAGCCCUGAGGCGCGGACCCAGGCAUUAAGUCCGACUGGGAACUGACCGAGGAGACCCAGGGCAGCCCAGCCCAGUUCGCUCCACGCUCCGGCAUCCGCCAAAAGUCCCCAGAUACAUCUGCCCUUGGACGCCCGGACCCACACAGCCCCGCCGCCAUGGCCCGGCUCCUGGCGGCCACGGUCACCCUUGGUUGCAUCAGCCUCCUCUACCUGCAGCUCCCUGGCGCGCUGUCCGGCGGCCUGGGCUGGGGCUCGCGGUUCUCCAAACCCAGAGAGCCUUCAGCUCAGGAUCUUCCCGGUGGCCAGCGGCCCCAGCACCCUGCACCCCUGCCUGUGGUCUGGAAGCCUCAUCAGGCUCCCCAGCCACAGGGGAGGGCCAGCCUGGCUCCCACUCUGGGUCGGCCUCUCCAGGAUGGUGGUCGACGACACUCAGGUCCCCGGCGACACUGGGGAUCCCGAAGGCCCCAAGCCCAGCUCCUGCGGGUUGGCUGCAUGCUAGGCACCUGCCAGGUGCAGAACCUCAGCCACCGCCUCUGGAAGCUGGUAGGGCCAGCUGGCCGGCGGGACCUAGCACCUGUGGACCCCAGCAGCCCCCACAGCUAUGGUUGAAGUGCAUCCUGGCACACCCCUGCCCAUCCCACCCAGCCGGAGUGUGGUACUGACCCCAGAGCUGCAGCUAAGCCCCUGCCCUGGUCCAGCCCUUUGGAGCCCUUUCAGGCAGCUGGACCUGAGCACCUGCACCUUCAGGCUUGGACCCUAAACCCGUGUGGAUGUGUCGUGUGUCCACAUGCACCAUCUGUGUGCCCCAGCUUGUGCACCUCUGAACUGUGCACACUCAGGGAACAAGUGCUGGGCACAGGUGGCUGGCAGCAUCAGUUGCCAAACGGGGCUUCAGAGAGAAGGGGUCUCUCAGGGACAUGGAGCCUCAGCCACAGUCCUGCACAGGGGGCCGGCCCCCUCUGGGAGAAGGGAAGAGCAGUUGAUGUGUUCUUCCCUGCAGCCCUCUGGCAGGGAGGCCCUUGCUGCUCUCCUGCCCUCUGCGCUUGUUGUGCCUCCCUGGAAGAGGUCCUUCCCCAUGUUCCCUGAGACAGGAGGGCAGUAGGGCAGACUGAUAUCACAGUUCUCAGAGUUGAGGUGAGGGAAGAGGUCACAAAGGGACCCCCAGGGCUCCAGUGACCAUCAGUGGAGUCAAAGCUGAGGUGAUGAUGAAGACUCCACCUGGAUCCCAGGGGGGCAGGGGGAAGGGGCUCGGGGACACUCCUGGGUCAUUCUGGGGAGGAGCAGAGUCACCCUUCCCAACUCCAAUUAGGCCAACUGAGAUCCACCCCAGGGACUGGGGCUGUAGCUCAUGGUGAAACGCUUGUCUCAACGUGCACUGGGUUUGAGCCUCAGCUUUAUUUGUUUAAAAAUAAAUAAAAUAAAGUUAUUUUUAAAAAGGAAUCAUUAAAAAAAAAAAUCCACUCCAGCCCAGUGGGGUGGUGGUCACUUAUAAUCCCAACGACUCUGAGCAGGAGGAUCACAGAUUCAAGUCCACACUGUGCGGCUUAGGGAGACCCUGUCUUAAAACAAAAAAUAAAAGGGGCUGGACAUGCAGCUCAGUGGUAUAGUGUCCCUGGGUUCAAU
Messenger RNA from Ictidomys tridecemlineatus (thirteen-lined ground squirrel), 3773 nucleotides. It is a transcript of the gene Adm2, whose product is annotated as adrenomedullin 2. The record is from RefSeq and is a predicted model, not a curated record. Gene Ontology annotation, biological process: adenylate cyclase-activating G protein-coupled receptor signaling pathway; positive regulation of heart rate; regulation of systemic arterial blood pressure. Lineage: Eukaryota; Metazoa; Chordata; Mammalia; Rodentia; Sciuridae.